Spirodela intermedia is the source of this 4900-nucleotide messenger RNA. The record is from the annotation of a GenBank genome assembly. Lineage: Eukaryota; Viridiplantae; Streptophyta; Magnoliopsida; Alismatales; Araceae.
AUGGCGGAGUUGGAAGCGGGAUUGAAGGCGGCAGACGAGGAGGCUUGCGGAGGAGCGGCCCUGGCGGAAUCAGAGGCCAGCGAAGGGGAAGGCUCGGAGGAGUAUCUGACGCCGCCGAUGAACUUUGCAAUGGUGGAGCGAGGAAUCUACAGGUCGGGAUUCCCGGAGACUCGUAACUUCAGCUUCCUCGAUUCGCUCGGCCUCAGAUCCGUCCUGUGAGCGCUCCGAUCUGCAGCUACCGUGAUUUUCUCGCGUUCAUGAAUCUCGGUUUUGUGAGGAAUUUCGGUUUUGGGAAUUUCUUACAAUGAAAUGGCUGGAGUUUUCUCAGGUACUUGAGCGGGGAGCCCUACCCCGAGACGAGUGCCGAAUUCAUCCGAUCGCGCGGGAUCCGCCUCUUCCAGUGGAGCAUUGGUGGCAGCAAGGUAGAAUUUCGUUUCUAGGCCGGCUUGAUGAUCCCCUCUUUCUCCAGUAUAUAUUACCAUUUUUCGCGUCGAAAUUGAGAAGUCCGAUUAUAAUCCAUGAUCAUAUCUCAAUCAUAACAAGCUUUUUGUGGAUAAUCAACCAAGAAUAUAUAUAUAUAUAUAUAUAUAUCUUGGCAAAACUAAAUCCACCAUUUCCAGUUGAUUCGGCUCGAGCGGUUACGACGAUACCUCUCUCUCUCUCUCUCUCUCUCUCUCUCUCUCUCUCUCUCUCUCUCUCUCUCUCCAGAGUAUAUUCCAGUAUACCUGAUCCCUUCCUGAUCGGCUACGAUGAAUCCUAGUAUUUCCUCGCCCUUUGUCUCAAUCAUGGUAAAAGUUUCUGAGGCCGAUGAACCGAGAAAAUCUCUAUAUUUAUCUGGAAAGGUUAAAUCCAUUUUCCUAGAGUCAUAUCCAAGAGUUCUUCAGGGACACUCUUCGAUCCAGCGGAACACCAUCUCUCACGCAACAAUAUCGAAUGGCAGUCUCAAACAUUUAUCUUUAUUUCUUAAUGAAAAACAAUUUAAUAUUAUUUGCGGAACUUGUGCAGAGAUCUCCCCCAAACAACUCCGAGGACACCAUCACGGAUGCUCUGAGAGUCCUAAUCGGUAGUCCUUCCUCCUUACCAGACCUUCUCCAUCGAUCAAAAACGUUCUCUCUGAUUCCCUCGGCUCUCCACUGUUUCAGAUUCGAGAAACCAUCCGGUUCUGAUCCUGUGCAAACGAGGGAAAGUACGAUGAGCACCUCGAUCUAACGUUGACUUUGCUCUCCGUUUUUACGGUACCAAACGUUGACCUCUCUCUCUCUCUCUCUCUCUCUCUCUCUACACGGGAGUGCAUGCAGCACCGGGCAGGAUGCAUCGUGGUGGGCUGCUUCAGGAAGCUGCAGAGCUGGAGCAUGGCCGCCGUCUUCGAGGAAUACCGGAGAUUCGCCGUCAAGACAAGAAUCUCCGAUCUGCGGUUCAUCGAGGAAUUGGACGUGUCGGGGGUGGGCCAGUGCCCCCGCGCCGCCGCCCACCGCUUUUCCGGCUGCGGGUCGCAGGCCAGGCGCCGCCUCGUCCACCAGGAGAUCUCCGAUCCCCCCGCCGAGUCCACGCCGUCCAUCUAAUGUCCUUCCUCAUUCACCAGAGAAAACAAAAUAAUUUGAAUCUUCAGCAGAAGCUGAAGUCUUCGGAUCCGAUCAAUCUUCUUCUUUCCCUCUCUGGGUUUUUUUUUCCCUCCAUGGUUACCCGCCGGCGACUACUCCGCCGCCGAUCUAAUCAAGACCAUUUUUUAGAAGUAAAGUUACGUACUUUAUAUCGUAAAGACAACUAUUAAUAGGGAAACAUGACGAUGCGACGAUCACAUGAUUGCAUUGGAGCGUUGACUCUUCAGAUUGCUGGAAUAUUUCCUUUCUCGACGAACGCUCGACGAACGCUCGAGACCAACAGAUGGAGACUAAGACAUAGAAUUUAUUCGGUGGUGGCGGCGGUAGGGAGGGAGUGGAUCAGGGGCACUUGGGCUUGCCUUCUUGGGUCGUCCAAUUGUUGUAGCAGGGGCACUCCUCCUUGUUGCCAUAGGUCCCCGAGGGCACGCAGAGGCACUUCUGGCAGCACUUGUUGCAGAAGAAGAGGCACGGCUUCUGGUGCGACGUCUUCGAGCACCUCACCGCGCACCUCGGUGCACACUCUGCCACACACACCGUUCUCAUCGUCAAAUCUCUCUCUACCCUCUCUCUCUCUCUCUCUCUCUCUCUCUCUCUCUCUCUCUCUCUCUCUCUCUCUCUCUCUCUCUCUCUCUCUCUCGUCUUUCUCUCUCUAUUUAUCUAUCUUUCCCAGGGUCUGGGAAGAAGCGGAGGAGACUGGGUGAGGGUAAGGGUGUACCUGAUGCAUUCAGAGAGCCCUCUCCGCCCGUCGGUUGAUAAGUUGGAGACCCGUUAACGUCGGCCUGCAUGCAGGAAAAAGCAAAAGGAAUAAGUAUUCAGUAGAGUGUAGAGAGAGAGAGAGAACACAGGCGCAAGGCGUUGCGAAAAACCUAUAUCUGGGGAGAUAAUAAUCAUCGUCAUCAGCAGAGUUGUGUACACUCCAAAUAUCGAGCCAUAGAUACAGAUAGAUACAAAGAUAGAUAAUAGAGAGAGAGAGCGAGAGAGAGAGAGAGAGACCUUGCAGGAGCUCAAAAGAAGCGCGAUGGCAAGGAGGAAGAGGACCGAGGGGAGGCACCAGGAAGACGUCGCCAUCUUUCUCGCUCUACAGUUCUCUUCUUGCCUUCUGCUGCGACUCGCGAGGACCCCAUUUUAUAGAUGGAGUCGAGAUUUGGUGAUAUCCGACUUAGACUGGUCUCCAAUCAAUGCCGGGAUUUCUUUCCAAAUUAGGAAAAGCAUCAGCCCUCGAAUCUCAUCCAGGAAGAAGGAGCUGGGAACCCUGCAUUAACAGCCCGACCUCGUUUGGUCCGGCUACUGAGAAGCGAUUCCACGGAAUGUCCCAAGUCAUCCAACCGUUCGAACCGGUCGACGGUCGAUCGAAGCCUUCGAAUUCUCUCUCAUCGACCGUUUCUGAUCGUUGGAUCGAACCGAAUUGUGGGCUGGUAGGACCUUCUCAAAGGGUUAGAUUGGAAUUUAGAAUAUAUAGAAAUAUGAAUGUAAUUAUAUUAAAGAUAUGCAUUAUCCAAUAUCUGGUAAAAGUAUUCAUAACUAAUUUAAUGAAGUGAAAACCUUAAAUAAGCAUUGACUUCGGUUCUUAGCUUCUACAGGUUUAGGAAAUAUUGAUUAAAUAUAUAUAGAUGAUUUAUUGAUGGAUUUAACCCAUAAUCGGUUUGUGUUCCUAUAUUUUCUUUAUUUAGGAAUCUCUGAUUCUAUAAACCUCAUCUCUCUCUCUCUCCUAAAAAGGUGUGGGCCCGCGUUUAAGAUAGCCUGGGCCGGGUCUUCUAAUGGGCUUUUUAUAGGCCUUCUAAGAUGUUCUUUGUUAAUAGUUGACAUAAGUGGGCCCAUUAUAUGGCCCAAAUACUUCUUUCGUUGAGGAACAAACACCAUAUGAAUGGUCGGGAUUAGUCCAUUUAGAAAGCUAAUUGGACCGGGCUGACCUCUCCACUUUCCAGCCCAUUUCACACGCUCGCCGUAGAAGACACGACUCAUUAAGCCCAGCCCCCGGCCCAUUAACACGUACGCAUCACGUGCACCUCAUACUAAAUAAAUGUCCAGUCCACGUGACCCUUGGUGGCCCGUGGCGUGUUGCGACUUCUCGGGCAUAUUCCAGCCCAUCUUGUUCUGUAUGAUCUUUCUGACGCAAAUAUCCCACUUCCUUGCCGUGGACGUAACUCCAAUGUAUUUAUAAUUUUAUUUAUUUAUUCACUUUCCCUACCUGCUCGCACUCUAGAGAGAGAGAGAGAGAGAGAGAGAGAGAGAGAGAGAGAGAGAGCGAGGGCAUCUAAACCAUCUCUAUCGUCGCCAAAUCGAAGGACGACGAGACCCUCUCUGUUGGUAAUGGGCCAACUGGGCUCAAAGGUAGUUGAAGCCCAAUAUUUUAUUUUUCAACAUGGAAGGUUGACCUUUUUAUCACCGACCAAUUGGUCAACAGAGGCAGAACUCCAUCGCAUCGACAGCUGUGCUCGGGAGGCCAUAUUUAAGUAUUUAUUUAUUUUAUGGUAAAAAAAACCUUCAGGCCGAGUGCGAUGCUAUUUUUAGCGUACCCAUAAGGAGGCGUAUAAGUGUAAUUAGUACGUAGAUAGGGUUACGUAGCAAGGAACCAGAGUUUUAAUUUUUCUAUUAUCGGAGAGAAUGCGCACACGUGGGUAAGAUUCCCCGCUGACUGCUAACUCGCAAGUUGAAACCCUCAUUUUUUUUAAUAUUUUUUGUUAAUACCUUCGAAUUUACUUUAUUGCCAAAGGGGGGUUAUAAAAUGAGGAUGCAGAUAAGGUUUGGGUAUGAGAAAGAGGGUUAAAUUAUGUCAAUUAAUUUUUUUAAAAGGGAAUUUAUGCAAAAAAAAAGGCCUCAAAACUCACCGUCGCUUCUCCCCCCAUUGAAGAAGCACGAGAGAAAUAUACAACUCCGCGCCUCUCCUUCGCCGCCGGAGGGACGACGGCGAACAGAUACUAGCCGAACCCAUCGUUCAGGCUACCCGCGACGGCGGCGCCUCGGCCUGCGCCGCCAUGGUCAGCUCGAAUUGCUGGACGGAGAGGGCGGAGAGCGGCUGAAUCCCGCCGGCGAACGUCUCCCAGCCCAUGGCGCCGCCGCCGGGGCCGAUGUGGGCCACAUGCUUCACGUCGGUGGGGAAGCCGAUCUCCAUCUCCUUGCCCUCCUCGUCUUCCUCCUCCCUGAACGAAUCGAACAGUUGAGGAAAGGCCUUGAUGAGCUUCAUCAGCCGCUGGAUCCCCGCAGAGAAGGUGAAGGGGGCCCUUGGCUUCCCUCCGGCGAGUCUCUCUCCUCCUUCUCCCUCGUCUUCGCCUUCGCCAUGGAAAGGAGGCCGGAAUUAG